CAUACUCCAUUCCGGGUUUUCCGUUGAUCCGCUGUGGCGCGGUAGUAAAACAAAAGACAGUCGGGCCAUAGCUGAACCUUUAUAAGAGUGGAUAUUAUUCUGUCGGAGUUUAUUGGUUUCUCGUCGCAUGAACCCGAUUUCUUCAGUAUUAUCUACAUUAUUCAGAAGACCGUUCUUUGGACCGGAAUGACAUGACAGGAGCCUGAUACUGGACAGGUUGAUGUUUACGGUGCAAGCGUCCCAUUUUUGCAGGAACCGCAGAGCCUCCGUGUGGGGCCCGAGGACCAUGUUCCGUCCUGGAGGAGAGAGAGACUUCCAGACGUCGGCUCGUAGGAUGGGGACGUCCCUGCUCUUCCAGCUGUCGCUUCAUGAGCGAGAGUUGGACCUCGUGUUUCUUGACCACAGCUAUGCCAAACCCUGGAACGCCCACCCGGAUGCCAGCAGCGCGCGGCCCACCCGCAUGCUGUUCGUCACCCCGCGGCGGCAGCCGGAGCCUUCUGUUGAUUCGGACAUUUCCAUUGAUGUAGAGACGGUCACACCCAUGCCAAUGCCUCUCUAUGACAAUCAGAAAGCCCGUAGUGUGAUGAACGAGUGUGAUCGUCACGUUCUGUUUGCUCGAACCAUCGCUGAUGGACCACUUCCUCCAGAUGAUUGGGAAGAACACAUCAACAAGGCUGGCUGGUCAUUGGCUCAGAACAAGCUCUUCAAUAAAGUAUUGAAAGCACUGCAGGCAGAAAGACUCAGCAGACUGGCCAAUGAGGGGGCCAGUAAUGAACCUGUCUUACGCAGAAUAGCUGUGGAUAAAUGUGCUCGUAAGGUCCGCCACGCUCUGGCCAGCAUCAACUGGGACAUAAAGCUGACUCAGUGGCUUCAUAGCACACUUGUGGAGUCUUUGAGUCUUGCUAUGCUGGCCGCUUACCUUGAUGUACUGCAGACACUCAAAAGCAAGGUACCAUCCCUGAUCGACAGGAUGUUGCUGUCAUCCUCUGUAAAAACAGGAGCGGCGGGAGCUGAGGCUCUUUCUCUGCUCCUUAAGCGGCCAUGGGACCCUGCUGUGGGUGUACUAUCACACAACAAACCAAGUAAACUUCCUGGAUCCCCCCUGAUCCUGAUAGCCCCCUCAGGACCAACAAAUCCCACCUUCUCUACCUCCCGACGAAUGAGAUUCUGGCAGUCUCAGCUCUCCUGUCUAGGGAAGGUCAUUCCCAUUAACGUUCAUGUGGGCAGUGGAGCCAACAUCGGAAUCACGCAGUGUGUAGAGCACAUGAUCGGCACAGUCAGAGGAAAAGUCAUUGAGGUUCACAGUCACUUCCCUCACAAGCCGAUCAUCUUGGUGGGCUGGAAUGUGGGGUCAUUGAUCUCUUGUCAUGUGUCCCUUAUGGAGUAUGUGACUGCUGUUGUGUGUUUGGGUUUCCCCCUCCAAACUGUCAAUGGGCCACGAGGGGAUGUUGAUGAUCCGCUGUUGGACAUGAAGACUCCAGUGCUGUUUGUGGUCGGUCAGAACGCACUUCAGUGCAGUCCUGAGAACAUGGAGGAGUUCAGGGAGAAGAUUCAGGCUGAUAACAGCAUGGUAGUUGUUGGAGGGUCAGACGACAACUUGAGGAUCAACUCCACUAAGAUGAAGACGGAAGGCCUGACCCAGACCAUGGUGGAUCGCUGCAUUCAAGAUGAGAUAGUUGAUUUUCUGACAGGAGUUUUGACCCGUACUGAGAGCCAUGGCCAUGGCUCCGGUGAGACUCGAGAUUUGGAUGCAGAGAAGAAGAAGAAACCUCGUCGUGAGCUGCCCUUUGACCUUGAGAGGUCACGACCCUCUUCACCUGCUGUGAGGGUACCCAUCUCCCCAUCUGGAUCUGAGGAUAUGUCCAGUGUCUGCAGCAGUCCUACAGCCAGUCCCAAACCCAAGAUGGUCGGACUUUCUCCAGCUCAGAAAUCCAGUCUCAUUACCGCCACACAGCUGCUGAAGACGCACAUGCAGCGCUCAGGAACUGUGCUCACACACAAACAAGCGCAAGCUCAGUUCGCUGCUUUUAUGAAACAUAAUAUGCUGGUGAGGAAAAGCAUUCCUCCUGGCAGCCCUUCAUGUCUCUUUGUGCCGGUGCCCAGUGAGCAGGUGGAGGGUUUGGACCGAGACGACCUGAGGCUCCACCUCAAGAGAAGACAGACGCCCAGUCCCACUCCCACCAAAGCCUCCAAAAGAGCCAAGAUCAAAGUCACCAUCGUCUCCCACGGAGACGCGGUGGGAAAUACGGCUGGCUCCACUUCUCAGGAAGUGGGUUUGUCAGGAAAGCCCCUCGGACUGACAGUGGGCCAAACGGUAUCAGGGGCCAAAGAGCUGUCUGAGCUUCUCAGUGCACAAAGGUCAGGAGGUUUGGCAGACGUGUCUGGAGCUUUGGGUUCCAGUGAAGGGCCGUUUCACAGCCUGCAGGGGAGUGUGAUGUCGGGUUCUUCCUCUCCUGUCCAGGCUCAGGCCCCCGCCACUGCGCAAGCUCCUUCUGCCAGUAGUCUGCUGCAGGGCCUCAGCCUCAGUCUGCAGGAGAUCAACACUAAAUCACCAGGCGUCCCCUCCACCACACAGGUGUGCGGAGCGAAGCCCCAGUGUCAGGGGCAGGUGUUGAGCUCGCUCAGCCCGGGUGGCAGCGGCACACUAGUGCGGGCGGUGCCGGUCGUGUCGACAGGAUCCGGGAUGACCAAAACCACAACUAUCCACCAUCUCCUCACCAACGGCGGCCUGGCCAAACUAGCCCAUAGUCUGCCAGGACUGGCCCACGUCGCCAGUCAGAGCACGGGACUCAAAGUUCCCACCACUAUCACGGUGACGCUGCGCGGGCAGCCCGGCAGGAUUCCUGCUCUCAGCCACACGGGGAUGUCAGCGCCCGCUCACAGCGCACCGGACAACCAGGACUUCGAGGACUUUUCCAGGACAUUUUUAAUUUAAUUACAGCUGGAAUAAAAGACAAGGAUCACGCUCUAAAUGACCAGAAACUCUGAAAUGGACGAUAUGAAGCUGAAAUGGCCAUCAGUCACACAUCCAAUGAGCAUCCAAAAGCAUUAACAGAUGAACCGAGAGGAAUCAAAUGAAGAAACCCGGUCUUAAAGUCUGCUGAUUUACCUUACAACCUGCAAAAGCGCCAUGUAUAGACACUUUCUUGCACGUGGACUGAAAACUUGACUUUACACUUCAUUUGUCUAUUUUGUUUAUUAUUAUUAUUUCCCUUAUUCUGUUAUACUAUAUAUGGUUGUACAGCAUCAUGGGUAAUUUAUUGGAAAAUACACUGUUAUUAUUCUUAACAGUUUUAACAGUCUUUCCAUCUAUUUCAUAAAAAUGUUUUGUCAAUAUAGAAUUUCUGAUUCGUUUAAUUUUUGCCAGAAAGGUUUGGUGUUCAAAAUGUUGCACAGGACCCCAGCAGAGCCUGAGCUUUAUUUCCUCACAACCAUAAAGAGCCUGAGAAAAAUGCAUCAUUAAACUGUCAAAAUACUGAUAAUAAAUUCAAGAUAUUUAAAAGACGACAUGAGAGUUUUUUUAAUUGAUUUUCCCCCCAGCAUUUUGUAUAUCCACUGUCUUUUAGAUUAAUCAUGCCUCAGUCUUUCCUCACGACAUCAGGAUAGCUGUCCUUCAAAUAACCGUUAUAAUUAUGCCAACAGGGAUAAUAAUGUGUCUGCCUGAUUAAGUCACAAUUGUUUUGAUUGCUGACUGUUUUUAUUGCCCCUAAUGAGGGAAACUAGUGGAGGUUGACAAGCAUGAAGCGGAAUGGUAGACACGGAUUAAAGGGGUCAUAUGAUGCUGCUAAAAAGAAC
Messenger RNA from Sinocyclocheilus anshuiensis, 3795 nucleotides. Its product is annotated as KAT8 regulatory NSL complex subunit 3. The record is from RefSeq and is a predicted model, not a curated record. Lineage: Eukaryota; Metazoa; Chordata; Actinopteri; Cypriniformes; Cyprinidae. The coding region runs from base 221 to 2935 and encodes 904 amino acids. The transcript is spliced from 23 exons. Gene Ontology annotation, biological process: positive regulation of transcription by RNA polymerase II. Gene Ontology annotation, cellular component: NSL complex.